AUGGCAACUGUCAAACACCACUCCCAGUUUCCCCUCCCCGCUCAGACCACUCCCAGUUUCCCCUCCCCGCUCAGACCACUCCCAGUUUCCCCUCCCCGCUCAGACCGCUCCCAGUUCCCCUCCCCACUUAGACUACUCCCAGUUUCCCCUCCCCGCUCAGACCACUCCCAGUUUCCCCCUCCCCGCUCAGACCACUCCCAGUUUCCCGUCCCCGCUCAGACCACUCCCAGUUUCCCCUCCCUGCUCAGACCACUCCCAGUUUCACCUCCCCUCUCAGACCACUCCCAGUUCCCCUCCCCACUCUACUCCCAGUUUCCCCUCCCCGCUCAGACCACUCCCAGUUUCCCCUCCCCGCUCAGACCACUCCCAGUUUCCCCUCCCCGCUCAGACCACUCCCAGUUUCCCCCUCCCCGCUCAGACCACUCCCAGUUUCCCCUCCCCUCUCAGACCACUCCCAGUUCCCCUCCCCACUUAGACUACUCCCAGUUUCCCCUCCCCGCUCAGACCACUCCCAGUUUCCCCCUCCCCGCUCAGACCACUCCCAGUUUCCCGUCCCCGCUCAGACCACUCCCAGUUUCACCUCCCCGCUCAGACCACUCCCAGUUUCACCUCCCCUCUCAGACCACUCCCAGUUUCCCCUCCCCGCUCAGACCACUCCCAGUUUCCCCUCCCUGCUCAGACCACUCCCAGUUUCACCUCCCCGCUCAGACCACUCCCAGUUUCCCCCUCCCCGCUCAGACCACUCCCAGUUUCCCCCUCCCCGCUCAGACCGCUCCCAGUUUCCCCUCCCCUCUCAGACCACUCCCAGUUCCCCUCCCCUCUCAGACCACUCCCAGUUCCCCUCCCCACUCAGACCACUCCCAGUUCCCCUCCCCCACUCAGACCACUCCCAGUUUCCCCUCCCCGCUCAGACCACUCCCAGUUUCCCCUCCCUGCUCAGACCACUCCCAGUUUCCCCUCCCUGCUCAGACCGCUCCCAGUUUCCCCCUCCCCGCUCAGACCACUCCCAGUUUCCCCCUCCCCGCUCAGACCACUCCCAGUUUCCCCUCCCCGCUCAGACCGCUCCCAGUUUCCCCUCCCCGCUCAGACCACUCCCAGUUUCCCCCUCCCCGCUCAGACCACUCCCAGUUUCCCCCUCCCCACUCAGACCACUCCCAGUUCCCCUCCCCGCUCAGACCGCUCCCAGUUUCCCCCUCCCCGCUCAGACCACUCCCAGUUUCCCCUCCCCGCUCAGACCACUCCCAGUUUCCCCCUCCCCGCUCAGACCACUCCCAGUUUCCCCCUCCCCGCUCAGACCACUCCCAGUUCCCCUCCCCACUUAGACCACUCCCAGUUUCCCCUCCCCGCUCAGACCACUCCCAGUUCCCCCUCCCCGCUCAGACCACUCCCAGUUUCCCCCUCCCCGCUCAGACCACUCCCAGUUUCCCCCUCCCCACUCAGACCACUCCCAGACAGUCCUAG
Messenger RNA from Oncorhynchus masou masou (cherry salmon), 1461 nucleotides. RefSeq lists its product as uncharacterized. The coding region runs from base 1 to 1461 and encodes 486 amino acids. The transcript has 2 exons. Lineage: Eukaryota; Metazoa; Chordata; Actinopteri; Salmoniformes; Salmonidae. The record is from RefSeq and is a predicted model, not a curated record.